This is a messenger RNA of Rotaria sp. Silwood2, 1371 nucleotides long. The record is from the annotation of a GenBank genome assembly. NCBI's taxonomy places the organism in Eukaryota, Metazoa, Rotifera, Eurotatoria, Philodinida, Philodinidae.
AUGAAUGAAAUAACUUUUGUUUGUGAUCGUGGUAGUAAUCUAUUAAAAGCAUUAGAAGAUUAUCAAGUGGUUCAUUGUUUUCCUCAUAGACUGAAUAAUAUCUUAAAACGAACAUUUUAUAGUGCAGGUACUAAAGAAAAAAAACAGAGAAAACAAAAAAAAGAAUCAUUGAAAAAGAAUCGAAAUGAUGAUCAACCCAAUUGGAAUAAUUCGAAUGAUGAUAAUAAUGACUCUCUUAUGUAUUAUGAUGAUAGAGAUUCAAGUGAAAGUGAAUCUGAUGAUGAUAUUGUUCUUGAUGAAAAAUUUGUUGAAUUAGCUUUGAGAAGUUUAUCAUCAUCACCACCAGAACGUGAUCAUGUUAAUGUAUUAGAAAAAAAUCUACCACCUUAUGCUGCUCAAAUACUAGCAACAAUAGUUCGUUGUAAACAGUUAUGUUGUUAUGUUAAAAGGGUUAAUUGGAAUCCUAUGCUAGAAGCGUUAAAAAGACCAACGAUCAAACAAGAAAUAAUUGUUCGAUGGCUCACUAUGUCACAAUUGCUUGAAAGUAUUCUGUCGUCAUAUUCAGCUUUAACAAGUAUUGCAAGUGAGAAGGGUACCCUUCAUACUCUUCCUACAAUUGAUGUAUCAACUGUAGUUACUAUUAAUGGUUUAUUCUUACCUUGGAAAGAGGUGAUUGAACGUUUACAAGCAACUAAUACACCAUCUCUCCACCUUGUAGUUACAUCGUACUGGUAUCUUCUUGAAAGUGUUGUCUUUUUUAAAAGACGUGCACGACAAUUAUUAAAAGCAAUGUUCUCCUUGCACGAUCUGCAUUGGAUCGCUGCAGUACUUAAUCCACAUACAAGAAUGCUCAAACAUGCUACUGAUGUUGAACGUGCACAUGCAUAUUGUCUAGUGAGAGCUAGAUUAGUUAAAUUUAUGGAAGUAGCACAAAUUGAUAAUAAUGAAGAAGUACUCUCUUCAACAGCUAAUAGUUUAACACCACCACCUCGCAAAAAGUUCAAGUCCUACACAACACAAUUUCAUGAUGAUACAGAUUUAGGUGAAACAAGUAGUAAUAUGACAAAUGCAAAACGUGCUCGUCAUGAAUUGGAAAUCCAUUUACAACUGAAUUUAACUAAUUGUAAAUAUUUAAAUGAUGAUAUUGAUAAUCCACUAUUGUUCUGGAAAGAACAAGAACAUGUACUACCCAAUAUGUCAAGAUUAGCAAAACAGGUUUUUUCUAUCCCGGCAUCUUCAGCUGCAGUUGAACGAGCAUUUAGUUCAGCUGGUGUUAUCAUAUCACAGAGAAGAACCAAUAUCAAUCCAUCUACAGUCAAUGAUAUUAUACUUGUUCGAUCGGCUGCAGAUUAUUUGAAGACCCACAUAUAG